Messenger RNA from Tachysurus vachellii, 2240 nucleotides. RefSeq names its product major facilitator superfamily domain containing 5 (gene slc61a1). The transcript has 2 exons. Lineage: Eukaryota; Metazoa; Chordata; Actinopteri; Siluriformes; Bagridae. Bases 250 to 1680 code for a protein of 476 amino acids. The record is from RefSeq and is a predicted model, not a curated record. Gene Ontology annotation, biological process: molybdate ion transport. Gene Ontology annotation, cellular component: membrane. Gene Ontology annotation, molecular function: molybdate ion transmembrane transporter activity.
GUUGCUACCCGGAAUCAGGAAGCGUUCGCAGUAAAACGGAUGUGAACACGAAUGAUGAUUCCAAGACUCCUAAAUAAACCCGUAAUAUGAGAUUGUGGAAGAAGGAUCUUGACGGGAAGGAAUACGGCAAAGCUGCUGAGCCUCUCCGAAACGUAAAGAUGAAGUGAAAUUAUAAAGGAGAAGCACUGCGAAUCCGGACCUGUGCAGACCUACGUUACCUGGCCACCUGAAAGCUGACCUUGGAGUGCCAUGUUUGUGACGGCAUAUCUUGCGUUUGUGGCCCUGGUGGUCCUGUGUCUAUGUCUGGAACUCGCAGCUCGGCGCAUUGCUUCUCAGCAGUCCACUCAGGCGACCGUGGCCAACCCAGCUUUCCUCUCCUUCCAAAAGGUCUUCUUAAAAACAUACCUAUUGGCCCUGUGGGCUGACUGGCUACAGGGGCCAUACCUUUACAAGCUCUACCAGCAUUACAGCUUCCUGGAGUCCCAAAUUGCCAUCUUGUAUGUCUGUGGUCUGGCCUCUUGCGUACUGUUUGCCCCUGUGGCUGGCUGGCUGCCACAGGUUCUAGGCCGAAGGCAGACGUGCCUUGUUUUCUGUGUGUCCUACUCUGUGUGCUGCCUCACAAAACUGUCUCAGGACUACUUCGUGCUCAUCCUGGGUCGUGUGCUGGGUGGACUCUCUACUUCCCUGCUCAGUACGGCCUUCGAGUCCUGGUAUGUGCACUGCCAUGUUAAUGUGCAUGAUUUCCCCAAAGAAUGGAUCCCUGUGACGUUCAUCAAAGCUGCGGACUGGAAUCACGGAUUGGCUGUGGCUGCUGGGCUCGUGGCAAACCUGUUUGCAGAAUGGUUGGAGCUAGGACCUGUAGCUCCUUUUCUGCUUGCUAUUCCAAGCCUGGCUGCAUGUGCUUGGAUGGUAUUUUUUGACUGGGGAAAUGAGGAAAAACUACAGCGUGUAGGCCAAAGAGACAGAAAUAGUGCUAAUAUCGGCCUUCAAAGUGCCCCUCAGACUCGAUUCCGACGAGCCUGUCUGGAAGGCGUGCGCUUUCUGUUCGCAGAGCGUCGUGUAGUGCUCCUGGGUGGUGUGCAGGCCAUUUUUGAGAGCGUGCUCUAUGUUUUCAUAUUUCUGUGGACACCUGUGCUGGAGCCACAGGGCCCGCCACUCGGCAUUGUCUUCUCCUGCCUAAUGGCAGCCAACAUGGCAGGUUCAUCACUCUUCCGUUUGGCCACAUCAGCCCGUUACCGGCUCCAGCCGGCCCACCUGCUGGGCUUGGCCACACUGCUCGCCUUCUUCUCUUUCUUUAUGCUGACGUUUUCGACUGCACCAGGCCAACCAAAACCCAGGGAAUCGUUUCUGGCUUUCCUGCUGCUGGAGUUGGCAUGUGGCUUUUACUUCCCUGCUGUGAGCUUCCUUCAGGGCCGUGUGAUCCCCGUGGAGCGCAGGGCUGCGGUUUUGUCCUGCUUUCGUCUGCCGCUCCACUUGCUGGCAUGCUUUGGCUUGCUGGCGCUACAUGGUGAGGUGUCAGGAGCCGGUGCAGGCGAGGCAGGUAGUGGCACCAGGCACAUGUUCGCCGGCUGUGCUGGAAUGAUGCUAGCCGCCUUGCUGGCUGCUGUGAGCCUCUUCACUCUGGGGAGGAAUGAUGCAGACCUGAGACUUGAUGGGACCAAGGGAGAGGGUGAGAUUUAAUCAGGAGGAUGAAAGGCUUUGCAGAAAGAUCAUAAAGUGAACUACUUUGCCAAGACAAAAAGCUGUUUAGCUGUCCGAACAAUAUUUGCGGCAGAAUGUUUUAAAUGAAGUACUUUGUGAAAUGACUACCAUGACUUUCAACAUGUUCAGUGGUAAAGCAGACCAAAGGUGAUAAAAUGGUUGGAGUAUUUGUUGUUUAGUUUGUGGUUUCAUAAAUAAAGUAUAGUCUGAUAGUCUGACUGAGUUUUCAGCUCCCUUGGUGAAGAUGGAUAUAAGUUAUAUGAGUAAGAAAUUCUUCUAGAUUUUCAUGAAUUGGUUAAACAAUGUUGUCUUAAAAGAUGAUGUUGAACACACAUACUGAAAGGUCUACGCUAGUUGGUCUAGCCACAAUUUUUUUUAGUUUUUGUUUAAGCCAUGCAUGCUUCGAACCAAACAAAAGCAUUGUUUUAAACAUUCACAUGCAUGGUUAAGCCAAUCCUGACUCCAAAACCAUGCUUUAUUUUAUUUUAUUUAUUUUUAAUUUUUUUUUUUUUUUUGGUUUUGCUAUUUUCGCAUUCAAU